Molecule: messenger RNA, 1627 nt
Organism: Blepharisma stoltei
Lineage: Eukaryota; Ciliophora; Heterotrichea; Heterotrichida; Blepharismidae
Source: the annotation of a GenBank genome assembly
AUGGGCUGUGGUUCAAGCAUGAAUGACCCAGAGGUCAAGGCUUUAUCUGAUCAGCUAAAAUCUUUCGUUAUCGAAAAAGAAAAGCUUCAGAAAGAAGUCAACGACAUCAAAAGCAGCCUAUCAAAGAAGUCCACUACCCAUGAUGAAAUCAAAGCAUUAGAGCACGAGAACAAGAAGCUAAAGCAUGAAAUUAAAGACCUUGAAAAAGACAUUAAAGAAGCAGACCAAGACUCCAACACCAAAAUUGCAGCCUUAGAAGCCAAAAUUAAAGAAGUAGAAGAGGAAUGGGAAAAGAAAAAAGCUGAGAGAAAUGACGUAAGCAAAAAGCUUACAGAAGUCAAUGGAGAAUCAGCCAAACUGAAUGAUGAAGUAAAAGCGUUGAAUUCUCAAAAGGCAGCUGAAGAGAAGAAAAUAGCUGGCUUGAAACAAACUUUGGAAGAAAAAUUAAAAAUAACCAAAGAUUGUGAAAGCUUGACAGAAAAGAUUGCGGGUCUCAAAGAAACAGUUGAGAAAAAGGAUUCUUUGAUUUCUGGCCUUGAAAAAGAGUUACUCUAUUUCUAAAAAAAUUCAUUUUAAUUGUAUAAUAGAGAUUUCUAUUAAAUCAUAAAAUCCAUAUUUAUCAUAGGAGUUAGCAGAAAACGAAACUGAGGGUACCGUUGAAGGAUAUGAGGCUGAAUUAGCUGAAGCUAAAAAAGUUAACUAUAAAAUAACAGAAGACACUUUAGCUCAAACUAAAUUCUUACAAGAAUGCAAAGCAGCUAACUAUGGUAAAGCUCUAGAAAACGCUAAGGACAAGCAAAGUGAGCUACUCAAGCAGCUUGAAAUAAAAAAAAGCGAAAGAGCUGCAUAUGAAAACCAAACUCGCAGCAAGCAAUCCCAAAUGGUAACCCUUCAAGAAACAUUAGAAUCUAGAAUUGCUAACUUAAACCCUAUCACAGAAGAAGACUUCAACCAGCAAAUUGCAGCUACUGAAAGUGUUAAUGCAGAAAUCCAGAAAGAAAUCCAAACCUUAGAAGCAACCAAAAAUGCUAACUCCCCCCUCCCUCUGUGAGCGUACAAAACUAUUAGAAAAAAAUCUCUAUUUUUUGCCGAAAACCCACUCUCCGUCAGCGAAUAAAAAUUUUUUUUAAUAGAAAAUUCUUUAUGGAAAAAAUUUUCUGAUAUAUAAGUGAUAAUUAUUAUAAUAAAUCUCGAAUUAAUUCUGUUUAAUUUUAAACAAAUUGCGUUUUAAAACAUAAAUUUUUUAAAUUAAAUUAAUAUUUGCUUUCAAAUUUUUGCGAAGUUGGAUUUUUUUAAAUUUCGAAAAAAAAUUAACCCCCCUCUGUGAGCUAACAAGAUUUUUUUGUUCGCUCACGGAGGGGGGAGUAAGAAAGAAGAAUUAAAGCAUAUAAUUGCUAAUGAUGACCAAAGCCAAGAAAAUGAAGUUGCCAGACAAAUUUCUGAUAAGGAAGCAGAAGUCCAUACCCUUGAAGCUGAUUGGAAAAAGAGAAUUGCAGAUAUGAAGGAAACGAUUCAGAGCUUAAGCAAUGAAAGGAGAUCACUUAAAGAAGAAAUUCACAAACUCCAUGAAGAACAUCAUGAAGUGGAGAAAAAGAUUAAAAAGGCCAAAAAGCAUCACCAUCAUUAA